CCAUGACAGACCGAUAUACUAUUCACAGCCAACUGGAGCAUCUGCAGUCCAAGUAUAUCGGCACGGGCCAUGCGGAUACUACUAAGUGGGAGUGGCUGGUGAACCAGCACAGAGACUCUUACUGCUCCUACAUGGGCCACUUUGAUCUGCUCAAUUACUUUGCCGUGGCUGAGAACGAAAGUAAAGCACGGGUACGUUUUAACCUGAUGGAGAAGAUGCUGCAGCCGUGUGGGCCCCCAGCUGAUAAGCCCGACGACUCUUAAGCGUGGCGAUGGUUUCUUCUCUGAGGCUGCCUGUUAUGGAGUUCUUGGAGUCGAUCAAACUUAUCGCCGUUCGUCUUAAAGUUUCCGGGACUUAAGCAAGAGAUUCCCGCCUAAUCAACAGGCGUGUAUCAUAAAGCAGGACUGUGCUAAUUCUAAAUGGAGUUUCUGAAUUCCAGGAGUCCGUGAUAAAGUACUUUGAGGACGUUUGUGCAUUUGCCUGAAGUCUCUUCGAAAUCCUUGUACGACUAAUCUAGGCUUUUCUUUCAACUGCUUAUCACUUGUAAUAAAACAAUCAACUCUUGUUGAAUCCUUGUA
Molecule: messenger RNA, 578 nt
Organism: Xenopus tropicalis (tropical clawed frog)
Lineage: Eukaryota; Metazoa; Chordata; Amphibia; Anura; Pipidae
Gene: sf3b5
Product: splicing factor 3b subunit 5
Exons: 1
Coding region: 3-263 (86 amino acids)
Biological process (GO): mRNA splicing, via spliceosome
Cellular component (GO): U2 snRNP; precatalytic spliceosome; nucleus
Source: RefSeq, marked provisional